Messenger RNA from Penicillium diatomitis, 1434 nucleotides. It is a transcript of the gene cia1, whose product is annotated as iron-sulfur cluster assembly protein CIA1. The transcript has a single exon. The record is from RefSeq and is a predicted model, not a curated record. Gene Ontology annotation, cellular component: cytosolic [4Fe-4S] assembly targeting complex. Gene Ontology annotation, molecular function: protein binding. Gene Ontology annotation, biological process: iron-sulfur cluster assembly. The coding region runs from base 1 to 1434 and encodes 477 amino acids. NCBI's taxonomy places the organism in Eukaryota, Fungi, Ascomycota, Eurotiomycetes, Eurotiales, Aspergillaceae.
AUGGCCCAGUCAUCCAUCACCCUCCUGUCCGACCUCACCCCACCCUCCCUCGAACGAGCCUGGCUCACAGCUCCGCACCCCACCCUCCCCAUCGUCGCAACCUGCAGCUCCGACAAAACCGUCCGGAUAUACUCUCUUACCAAUUUCAAACUCCUCUCCACCAUCACGGGCGGACACAAGCGCAGUGUCCGAACUGCAGCAUGGAAGCCCCACGUGCAAGGUGAAAGCGUGCUCGCCACGGGCUCCUUCGACGCUACCGUCGGUGUCUGGCGACGCUGGGAUAGCUACGGCCGUGCUGAAGGGGGAAGUGUCGCCUGGGAUAGCCACGCCAAUGCCAAUACUGAGGUUGAUGUUGGCGCUGGAGCCAAUGGGUCCAGUCGUGCAGCGGCGGCUCGGAAUGGCACGGACGAGGAUGAUGAUGACGAGGAAUGGCGAUUUGCUGUGCUUCUGGACGGCCACGACAGCGAGGUAAAGUCGGUAUCGUGGUCAGCAUCCGGAAUGCUUCUGGCGACAUGUGCGCGCGACAAGUCGAUUUGGAUCUGGGAGGAUCUUGACGACGGGGAUAAUAACUUUGAGACGGUGGCUGUGAUGCAAGAGCAUGGCGGGGAUGUGAAAUGUGUGGCGUGGCAUCCUGCGGAGGAGUGUCUUGCGAGUGGUGCUUACGAUGACACGAUUCGGAUCUGGAGGGAGGAUCUGGAUGACUGGGGUCAAGUGGCGUGUCUCAAGGGACAUGGCGGGACGGUGUGGUUUUUGGAUUGGGAGAGCGUGGAGAAUGUGCCGUCGUCGUCGACGAAUACGAACAUAAAUGGGGAAAUGGACGAGGAGAAGCCGACAGAGUUGGCGAAGCAGUGGCGAGAACACCAUGCCAUGUCCGGACCUCGUUUGAUUUCGUGCUCAGACGAUCGUACCGUUCGAGUUUGGCGCCGGUUGCCAAAGGAAGGUCAUGCGUUUGGGGCGAACGCGUCCGCGACGACCGGGAUCCCAAGUAUCAUUCGGCCUACGGGGUCUGACGAGAGCUGGGUGGAGGAUGCGGUGCUGCCCCAUGCGCACGAAUUGACCAUCUAUGCCGUGGCAUGGAGUCGUCGCACGGGACUCGUUGCAUCUGCUGGUGCGGACGGACGAAUUGUGGUGUAUGAGGAACGUCUGGUUCAAGAUUCAAAGCAGACCAAAUCCACUUCGACCACCGAUGAUCCUGCUGAUACCGUGGAUACCGUGGAUACCGAGAUAACUCAGCAGAAGUCUGCACCUCCCCUUCAAACGGAAUGGACCAUUUUGGCGGUCAUGGAUGGCGCACACGGAAUCUACGAGAUCAACCACGUUGCGUGGGCCAAACGAGCGGAUCGUGGAUCAGCAGCAGGACGAGAGGCGGCGGAGGAGGUGCUUGUGACGACCGCCGAUGACGGCAGUGUGAAAGUGUGGACAUUCGAGCGAUAG